Messenger RNA from Lotus japonicus, 2027 nucleotides. RefSeq lists its product as uncharacterized. Lineage: Eukaryota; Viridiplantae; Streptophyta; Magnoliopsida; Fabales; Fabaceae. The coding region runs from base 862 to 2016 and encodes 384 amino acids. Gene Ontology annotation, molecular function: protein binding. The record is from RefSeq and is a predicted model, not a curated record. The transcript is spliced from 2 exons.
ACGUAAACCCACAAUCUUCACCUCCUUCAUCUUCAUCUUGUUCAUCUUCACUUUAUUCAUCUUCAUCCCCUUCUUCCAUCAUCUUCACCAAAAACUCCUCCCCUUCUUCAUCAACCCAUUCCCUUCUUUUUUUCUUUUUUUUCAUAUCAUCAUCAUCAACACUCUUCUUCUCCUUCUUCAACCAACCAUGUCCAAACCUUCUCUCCCAGAUUUAACACAAACCCAACUCAGAUUUAACACCAAAUUUACCUUGGUGAAGUGUAUUGCCAAGUCUUGUUGAUUCCUGAAAGUGAGCAAGUGGAGAAAAACUUAGGGGAAGGGGACACUGAUGCUGAUGGUGAAGAGGAUACUGAAGCUAUGGUGAAGUCAACAACACCUCACAUGUUCUGCAAGACUCUGACAGCUUCAGACACUAGCACUCAUGGUGGAUUCUCUGUGCCUCGUCGAGCUGCUGAAGAUUGCUUUCCUCCCCUGGUAAUUACGAAAUAUGGCAUGAUGGGGGUGGGUUUUGGUGAAUAUGAUGGAAGCAGGGGGUGAAGAGGGUGGAAGAAAGAAGAAAGGGACCAAAGUGAAAGAAAAUUAGAAAGAUAAUGUUGACUUUUAUUAAUUGGGUUAACGGACGUUUGGGGAUUUUAACGUCAGGGACUAAUAUGACUAUUUUUUGCCACAUUUGGGGACCGCGAGCCUAAUAAAAUUCAUCCAGGGACGAUUCUGAAGUCGGUGCGAACAUCUAGGGACCAAUGUGACCAUUUACCCUUUAAAGAUAACAUAUAUUCACUUCUACCAAACUUUCAAACCAUAAACACGUUUUUAUUCCUCCAUUAAUAUGAUCUGAUCUGAGGAAUAUAAUUGUGUUCUGCAAUGGGGCAAGGAGAAGUGAGUAACAGUUGGUCAGAUAUCCCACAGGACUUAUUGGAGGAGAUUGUACGGAAGUUAACCUUAGUGGAUUACCUCAAUUGUCGACGAGUAUGUCAGUCAUGGCGGCGCAUAGUUAAAGAUGCUGUCGCAACCAAGGGAACAUGUCCCCCUGCUCGUCAAUUCCCAUUCCUGAUGUUGCUUCCUCCUAAUUUUCAGAACAAAAAUCCUGUCACUACUCUUUUAGACAUCACACAAGAAAACAACACCUCUUACACCAUCCCAAUCCCUCAAACGUGGAGGGGUUGUUUUGAUUUUGAUAGGGUCUUUUCAGUGCAAGGAUGGGUGGUGUUCCAGAAAAUCUAUUAUAAGGAAAACUGGAAUUAUGAUUUGCUUCUGUUUUGCAAUCCAGUGUCUGGUGAACGGUUUGAGCUCCCACAUUUGCCACUGUUUCAGGGUCAGGAUUUUACUCAUAAAAUUUAUGUUAAACCAGUGUUCUCUACAGCACCACCAAAUUCCUCAGACUUUGUUGUGGUGCUUUGUGCUAUUUUAUACCUACCGCAAGAAGAUCGAUGGAGGCAUCAGUUAGCUUUUUACAAGGUGACCGACAAGAAGUGGGCUCUAAUUCCAACCGAUCAAUCUCAAAGAUUUUCUGAGUUUGUAAUUCUUGAUAGGAAAUUAUAUGCUAUGAGUAUGCUUUUAUAUAAAUCAGGUUGUGUUACUGUUUUUAAUCUCACAGACUCCAAUAACAUUACAUUUGAGAAGCUGGAACCAGAACGAAUUCAACCUGUCCUCUCCCGUACAUGCAUGUUGGCAAGAGAUGGGGAUGAGAUCUUGCUAGUUGUUCCUGAUAGUAGGAUAAUACGUGAGAUAACAGGAUUUUGUGUGUUUAAACUUGACAUGAUGUGUGGCGGCUCCAGAUGGAUAGAGGUUGAUGACUUGGGUGACCUUGUUUUGCUAAUGGAUUCUGCUGGAAUUCAAGUUAUAUCUGCUAAGGAUAUUAAUCUUCCUAGAAAGUUGAGUGAAGGCAAUUGUAUUAUCUUUUAUAGUGUGGAGCGUGAUCUUAAGGUAUUCUCUUUAAAGGAUAAGAGAAUUAGAAAAUUUCCUCUCUCACAAGUCUCUGGUGAUCGAAGUUUGUGGCUCAUGCCUAGUCUUUGGUAGAAAAACAAGGG